This is a messenger RNA of Westerdykella ornata, 1449 nucleotides long. RefSeq lists its product as uncharacterized. The coding region runs from base 1 to 1449 and encodes 482 amino acids. Lineage: Eukaryota; Fungi; Ascomycota; Dothideomycetes; Pleosporales; Sporormiaceae. The record is from RefSeq and is a predicted model, not a curated record. The transcript is spliced from 2 exons.
AUGGGUAUGUCUCAGCAUCCGACGGAUCGUCCUCACGACGGACACAAUGACCCCUUUUCGACGGCUUUCAAUCCAAACACGCCUUCGUCUCUGGAGCAGCUGGACUCCAGCCGUACAGACUACUUUUUCGGACACUGCGACGGAAACUACUAUCUCACGCCCUCUCAAACACCUUCAAGCAACAACGAUCUCGUCCCAGACUUUGACUUCAGCACUACUCUCUUCCCAGAGACUACCUCCUACAGCAACGCCUCCAGCGCUUGCCAAACCCCUGAAUACACCGGCUUCAACAACCACAGCGAGUUCCACUCUUCCCUCCAAGCCUCCACAUAUCCCUCCACUCCUGCACCAGGGACACCGCACCCUUACCCGAUCCAAGACCGUCACCACGUCGACUUCUCAAGCUUCGGCACGGUCUCGACUCAACGACCGCAACUUUUCCGCUCCGCGACGAAUAACACUCACCUCCAUCCACCCACCGCAGCAGGAUACCACCAUCUCAGCCGCACCAACCAACCGCUCCACCGACGCUCCCUAAGUCAAAGCGACGCAGACCGCAUCGCAGCCUUAUACAGCCAUGCUCAUCCUCUCCCCCAUCCCUCCCGACGAGCCAUCUCCACCGAUCCCGACGACAACGCUCCCCUAAACAGCAAAAAGCCGGGAUGCACCAAGCACAACAACAAAACCGACAACAGCAACCCUUCACGCCCGGGACCUUACACCAAACCCUCCAGCCACGGCCAGCACAAGAAACGCAGGAGUCAUCCGCCGACCAGCACGCCCCUGGGGAUGGGCAUGCGUCUGUCGGGCUCGUGUGCGUCCACCGGCUCGGGAGCGAGGGGUCCCGCGUUGGUGAGGGAGUUGAAUCCGCCUGGGAGGUUGAGGAGUAUGUAUACGUGUAUUGGGACGCCGUUGAAUCUUGAGGACGACGCUCUCGAUGAGGAUACGUCGGCGGUAAGGGUGGAUGCGGGUGCGGAAAUAGAACGAGAUACUCGCGUGCAGCUCACCGGGCCGAGGAUGCGGCAUAUGUCGCAUGCAGAGCAGCUUCGGACGAGCGCAAAGGUGAUUGAGAUUGGGGCUAUGGCUGUUUUGAAUGCUGCGUCUGGGGGGAAAGGGGGACAGCAGGGGAUGGUGGGGGAGGAGGCGGAGGUGCAGAGUAAUGAUGAGGUACUCCGGUUGGUGGAUAAGAUGGAGAGUCAUCUCAAGUUGCAGGAUGUGGGGGAUAGGGAUAAGGGGUUGAGGGGGUGCGAGAUGAUAAGGGAAGCGUUGGGGGAGGGUGGUGGGCUGGAUGAGGGUGGGGGGAAGAUGGAGGUUGGGGAGAGCACUCUGAAGGAUUCAUCGAUGAGUACGCAGACGGACCUUCAAUUGGAUACUGGGGACGCCGACCUCCUCGCCCUGCUGCAGAACGAUUUGGAGGCGAAUGGUUUUACGACGGCGAUUAGUAACUGA